AUCCCCUUCUUCCUCCCCAAAUCCCACCGCCGACGCAGCCAAUGCGGCCACGGAGAACCUAGCCGCGCCUCGCCAUGCCGCCGCCCCACCCCUCCACCCUCUUCCUCCCCCUCCUCCUCCUCCUCCUCGCCGUCCACCUCCCGCCCACCACCGCCGCCGCCUCCUCCUACCGGCGCAUCUCGUGGGCGAGCAACCUCACGCUCCUGGGCUCCGCCUCGGUCCUCCCUGGCGGGGUCGCCGUCGCGCUCACCACCAACUCCAGCGACGGCAUCGGCGCCGGCCGCGCCCUCUUCUCGGAGCCCGUGCGCUUCCUCCUCCCGCGCCCCGACCCGGGCGCCGCCCCGGCGCAGGCCUCCUUCUCCACCCGCUUCACCUUCCGCAUCACCCCGUCGCCCUCCUACGGCGACGGGAUCGCCUUCGUCCUCACCUCCUCGCGCGCCUUCCUCGGGGCCUCCAACGGGUUCCUCGGCCUCUUCCCCUCCGCCUCCGCCUCCGCCUCCGCCUCCGACGACGACGGCGAGCCCGCCGACGUGCACACCGUCGCCGUCGAGCUCGACACGCACCGCGACGUGGCGCUGCGCGACCCCGACGGCAACCACGUCGCGCUCGACGCGGGCUCCAUCUUCUCCGUCGCGUCCGCGAGCCCGGGCGUCGACCUCAAGGCCGGCGUGCCCAUCACCGCCUGGAUCGAGUACCGCGCCCCGCGCCGCCGCCUCCGCGCUUGGCUCUCCUACUCGUCGUCCCGCAAACCCGACAAGGCCGCGCUCUCCGUCGACGUCGACCUCUCCGGCCUCCUCCUCACGUACAUGUACGCCGGCUUCUCGGCGUCCAAUGGCGAAGGGGCAGCGCUUCACGUCGUCGAGAGCUGGACCUUUCGCACCUUCGGCUUCCCCAACACCUCGCACGCCUCGGCUUCCCCAAUUCCUUCGCCACCGCCCAAGGACCAGGCGUCGCUCAAGAGCCCACUGCCGCUGCCGCUUCCAAAAAAUCACCACCACCAUAACCUGUUCUACACGGUGCUGGGCGGAGCUCUCGGUGGCGUGGUCUUGCUGGUUCUUGUGGUCAUCAGCUCUAUUCUAUGGAUUCGCCAUCCAAAGCGCCGCACAAGUGAAAAACCUGCUGUGCUGUUCGACGACAAGAACUUCCGUGGGAUGCUGUCCAUGGAGGUGGUACGCGCAGCAACAAAGGACUUCGGCAGUGAAAAUGUGAUCGGCAUUGGUGGCUCUGGCGCGAUUGUGUUUCAGGGGGUUCUCCCUUCUGGGUCAAGGGUUGCUGUCAAACGGUUCCAAGCUAUGUGGCCGUGCUCAAAGGCGUUUCUGAGUGAGCUUCGUGCCAUGCUUGAUUGCCCACACGACCCCAAUCUCGUGCCACUCUUGGGAUGGUGCUCCAGUGAGCAUGACCUGGUUCUUGUUUACGAGUUCAUGCCCAAUGGUAAUCUUGACAGUGCACUGCACACAAAGGGUGGAGCAAUACUUCCUUGGGAGGCACGGUUUGGGGCGGUGCUUGGUGUUGCAUCAGCACUUACAUUUCUGCAUGAUGAAUGUGAGCACCGCAUUCUUCAUCGUGAUGUCAAGUCAUCAAAUGUGCUGCUCGAUGCAGACUUCAAUGCUCGGUUAGGAGAUUUUGGUCUUGCUCGCGUGGUGAGCCAUGGCGGGGUGCCUUUGGCAACACAGCCAGCGGGCACACUGGGAUACCUCGCACCAGAGUAUGUGCAUUCAGGUGUGGCAUCAGAGCGGUCGGAUGUUUACAGCUUCGGGGUGCUUGCUUUGGAGGUGGCCACUGGCCGGAGACCAACGGAGAAGGGAACCGCAGUUGUUGACUGGGUGUGGAGUCUCUGGGGUCGUCGGAGGCUGGUUGAUGCAGCAGACCAGCGGCUUCAAGGCCGGUUUGUCGCGGAGGAGAUGCGGCGGGUGUUGCUUGUGGGCCUCUGCUGUGUGCAUCCGGACUGUAGGAAGCGGCCUGGUAUGCGAAGGGUGGUCAGGAUGCUUGAUGGUAGUGCACCCAUGACACUGGUGCCAGAUAAGAAGCCACCAGUUGUACUGAAGUCACCACUAAAUCAAACAUCGUCAGUGAACACCAUGGAUACCAUGAAUACUGCAUUUUACAGUUGUCGCUAGACGUGCAUACAAGGUACCAUGCUUAAACAAGUCGCGUCACACGUGAACCCAUGUCGCCAUUGCUACACCAUGUGAUGAGAGAUCGAGACGAUCCAUUGUUGUCGCCUCAAAGCUUCUGAGGUGGGGCGUGCCCUGUACAAGGUGAACCGAACAGCUCCUGGUGUUGCCGGACAUUCUCUCCGUCUGGACUUAAGAAAGGUGACUCGUGCAGCGGCGGCCGCGGCGCCGUGUCUUUGGACCGCUGCCUGGUGGCCUGGAAUGGCGGCGGUGCAACGGAUCAAGCCCCGCCAUGGCAAAUGCAUGCGAGCUUUCAAUGUGUACGGAACUUUCUCCUCUCAACUCAUAGCUCCACAUACUGUAGCUGUGUUUUGUUCGUGUAUAUAGUACAUGCUAUGGCUGUUCAUUUCGCUCAUACUGUA
This is a messenger RNA of Triticum aestivum (bread wheat), 2536 nucleotides long. Its product is annotated as L-type lectin-domain containing receptor kinase S.7-like. NCBI's taxonomy places the organism in Eukaryota, Viridiplantae, Streptophyta, Magnoliopsida, Poales, Poaceae. The record is from RefSeq and is a predicted model, not a curated record. Gene Ontology annotation, molecular function: carbohydrate binding; protein kinase activity; ATP binding. Gene Ontology annotation, biological process: protein phosphorylation. Bases 75 to 2117 code for a protein of 680 amino acids. The transcript has 2 exons.